Molecule: messenger RNA, 2581 nt
Organism: Polypterus senegalus (gray bichir)
Lineage: Eukaryota; Metazoa; Chordata; Cladistia; Polypteriformes; Polypteridae
Gene: celf4
Product: CUGBP, Elav-like family member 4
Exons: 15
Coding region: 323-1993 (556 amino acids)
Biological process (GO): mRNA splice site recognition; regulation of alternative mRNA splicing, via spliceosome
Cellular component (GO): cytoplasm; ribonucleoprotein complex; nucleus
Molecular function (GO): mRNA binding
Source: RefSeq, a predicted model, not a curated record
UGCCCGCCUCCCCCAGUCUGCUGGGGAGGUGAACCGCCCCAGUAUGUUUAAACCGAAAGGACACUCUUGCAGGCUCUUCAAUGCAAAAAUAAAAUCCCUGGCGAGCAGCGACGGGCGCGGAGGUAGAAAUCGGUGCGCUCAGAUCUUUUUUUUUUCUCCCCCUCCUCUCUCUAUAAUUCUUCGUCUCUCCUGCAGACACUGACACGCAUUUUUUGAUACCUGUACUUUAUAUGUGUACAUAGAGUAGGACGAGAGCUAUAAAUAUCUAGGCGACAGAGUGCCAAAUUUGACGCCUGCAGUCUUUAUACUUAACCAGGGUAAGAUGGCAACGUUGACGAAUGGGCAGUCUGAUACCCCGAGCCUGAAUAUAACCCACAACAGUGCCAACACCAACGGGCACAUAAACGGAUUAAGCCACAGUCCAGGGAAUCCGGCAACCAUACCAAUGAAGGACCAUGAUGCCAUCAAGCUGUUCAUUGGGCAGAUUCCCCGCAACCUAGAAGAAAAGGAUCUGAAGCCGCUCUUUGAGGAAUUCGGCAAGAUAUACGAGCUGACAGUACUGAAGGACAGGUUCACCGGCAUGCACAAAGGCUGUGCCUUCCUCACUUACUGUGCCCGGGAGUCCGCUCUGAAAGCCCAGAGUGCACUACAUGAGCAGAAAACUUUGCCAGGGAUGAAUCGGCCAAUUCAGGUGAAGCCAGCGGACAGCGAGAGCAGAGGAGAAGACAGAAAACUAUUUGUGGGCAUGCUCAACAAGCAACAAUCAGAAGAUGAUGUGCGUCGGCUCUUUGAAUCCUUUGGAAAUAUUGAAGAAUGCACUAUCCUAAGAGGUCCUGAUGGUAACAGCAAAGGCUGUGCAUUUGUGAAAUACUCGUCACAUGCAGAGGCUCAAGCUGCCAUCAGUGCUCUCCAUGGCAGCCAGACCAUGCCAGAUAUCUCCACUGCCAACGUAGUCUCUUUUCCAGUGGCAUGGCAAUGGCAUCCGUACAUGAGAUACUCAUAUGUACAAGAUGGCUAUUACAAGGGUGCCUCAUCUUCCCUUGUGGUGAAGUUUGCAGACACAGACAAAGAAAGGACAAUCCGGAGGAUGCAGCAAAUGGCAGGUCAGAUGGGCAUGUUCAAUCCCAUGGCUAUCCAGUUUGGAGCUUAUGGAGCCUAUGCACAGGCAAUGGUACAACAACAAGCAGCACUUAUGGCUUCAGUGACACAAGGCGGGUACCUCAACCCAAUGGCAGCAUUUGCUGCAGCGCAGAUGCAACAAAUGGCAACACUGAAUGUAAAUGGGCUGGCAGGACCUCCCAUUACUCCCAAUUCAGGUGGAAGUACCCCCCCUGGCAUCACUGCACCAGCAGUCCCCAGCAUUCCCUCACCUAUUGGAGUUAAUGGUUUUAGUGGCAUUCCACCCCAGGGCAAUGGACAGCCCACUGCUGAGGCUGUGUUUGCAAAUGGCAUCCAUCCCUAUCCAGUUUUGCAGGAAAUAAUUUUUAGAGAGGACACAGCGAAGCAAGAUCUGGGUGUUACACAAAGAAGCUGUUUUGCAGUCCAGGGGAACUGCUUUCUGGCUGCUCUGACUGAAGCACAGAGUCCAACAGCAGCAGACCCCUUACAGCAGGCCUACGCAGGAGUCCAACAAUAUGCAGCAGCUUACCCUACUGCAUAUGGACAGAUUAGCCAAGCCUUUGCACAGCCUCCUCCCAUGAUUCCCCAGCAACAGAGAGAAGGCCCGGAGGGCUGUAACCUGUUUAUCUACCACCUUCCCCAGGAGUUUGGAGACACCGAGCUCAUGCAGAUGUUCCUCCCUUUCGGUAAUGUCAUCUCCUCGAAAGUGUUUGUGGAUCGAGCGACAAACCAAAGUAAAUGCUUUGGCUUCGUGAGCUUUGACAAUCCUGCCAGCGCUCAAGCGGCUAUUCAGUCCAUGAAUGGCUUUCAGAUCGGCAUGAAGAGAUUGAAGGUGCAACUCAAGAGACCAAAAGAUGCAAACCGCCCCUAUUAACAGUGCUGAGUUAUUCCACAAGCAAGACCAGAUGAUAUAAGGGCAGCAAAUUUGGAGUGGAACCGCAUGUAAAAAAUAAAAUAUUUUAAAAAGAAGAACAACUAAAAUUACUGUGGGAGUCAACAUAUCAGCAUGGCUGCUAUCAAGCUGGGAAUUUCCUAUGGAUUUUCUGCCAUCUCCAGUUAUGUGAAACUGUUAAAUCUUUGCAAGGAAAAAUGGAAUACCUUCUUCUGCCAGAUUCCAAAUGAAAAGAGGAAAGAAACUGUACAUGAUGGAUACAUUUAAAACUCAAGAAAAAAAAAAGAGUUUUUGAAUACAGACAAAAGGCAGAAAGAGGCAGAGAAAGAAAACUUCAGAUGUCAACAUGGAGUGCCUGCUUGCCAUCAGUGGAGUGUUGCCACGGUAUUCCAUGGCAACCGUUUCUAGGGAGUCUUCUAUUUGUCAUUCCUUAGCUAUUUUAGGGACCAAAGGACCAAACAUUUUUAUUGCAGACUCUUGUAGCUGUAUGUAACAUAUUGGAAAUAAACUUCAUGUUUCUCAGCUGCUUACAAAAACAGCUCUGAGAAUUAUUACAGAAAAAGAACUGUA